AAUAUUGAAUAUUGUCCCUUGAUUAGAGCAUUAUUAUGUUAAAUUAAUACAGGGGUUAUGUUUUUAACUAUUUUAGAAAAACAGUAUUUUCUUCAUCUGAUGAAGAUGAGGACAGGCAUGAUUUUACUGCUGUUUCACGCAGUAAGAUAACAGAGGAAGGGUCUCAGGAAGAAGUUCAAUCAAUGCCUUUGACAGUUUCUUCAUCAUCACCACCGUCUUCCAUCUCACCACCGUCUUCCAUCUCAUCACCACUGUCUUCCAUCUCAUCACCACUGCCUUCAACAAAAUCGCCAUCUCUUCCUAAACCACCACCACGUAUCCCAUUGGCAACCACUCCAAAUGUGAAAGUUGGCUCAAAGACGCAAGAAACAGCAGCUCCAGAUGCAAAUAGAGAUCAUGUUCGCUUCUCAAGAGAAGUGUUCACUAGUAUCGAAAAAAUCAGAAUCGAACAAAACCAGCAACGCAGAAUGCUUGAAACUCUUCUAGAUAAUGGUACAGGAGCUAGGAGCGUCAAAAGCGAGCAGCUCCAGUACCUUCAGUCUGCCUGAAGGUAUUACCCUUCCCCUCCAAUCUUUGGAGGAUGUUGAAGGGUUAGAAAAAGAGUUGAGACAACAGACUGUUCUCAACAACAUGAUCAACUACCUGUCUUUGAUUGGCGGGAAAAACACACCAGAUAUGGUCAGGCGAAUUCUGAGCCAUGUAAUCAAAAGCCGUUUGGCAGAGAGUUACAACUGGUACGGAAAGAAAGGACAGCUUAAAUUUGGAUCGUUGAAAAUAGCGGAAGUGAUUUGUAAGGCAGUGCAGAAGACCAUACCAGGAACAACCACAGCAGAGGUCGAAUUUAUAACUAGAGAAUGGUUGAGGACAGCCAAAGACCGUGAGGGAGGUCGUAAAAAUAGAAAAGCAGCCACAAAUACCUCAAGUGAAAAUUUAGAAAACUGA
This is a messenger RNA of Ruditapes philippinarum (Manila clam), 942 nucleotides long. RefSeq lists its product as uncharacterized. Lineage: Eukaryota; Metazoa; Mollusca; Bivalvia; Venerida; Veneridae. The transcript is spliced from 4 exons. The record is from RefSeq and is a predicted model, not a curated record. The coding region runs from base 490 to 942 and encodes 150 amino acids.